GAGUGAAAGGACAAGCACUCACAAUCCGGCAAUUUACUAAAGGUCUCGAAUCCCAUGAGUACAUAAUUCUCGCAACAUCUCCGGAAAUUUUUAUCAUUCGCUUAUCCCGUUUUGCGAAGGGUGCUGCUCCACGUCCACGAGAGCAGAAAAUCUCAGUCUCACGUCCUCCUCUCUUCCUUCUUUCCUGGGUAGCAGAUUUCUUCAUUCAUGCUUAUGAGGUUUUGUUACACCAAGAGCCACCCCGCAACUGUAGCUGUUUGAGGUUCACAGAAUCGUUGAACGAGCCACUGAAACAUGGGAAACAUUCGAUGCCACGCUUCAGUAUUGGCGGCUCUUGUGUUGUUGUGCAUUGGGCCGAUGAGCUGGACUCUCGCAGCUAGAGAUACUCCUGUCAACAAUCAGGUGUUUAGAGCGGAAUUGAUAUACAGAGAACAUCAAUCUUCGCCUCUACGAUCAGAAACCCUGAAAACCCCCAGUGAAAUAUUCAUCGCAGCUGUGAAGAGGGGUCACGAACGCCGUGCAAGGCUAGCCAAGCACGUCCUUGCUGGAGACCAAUUGUUCGAAACUCCAGUUGCAUCCGGGAAUGGAGAAUACCUGAUUGACAUAUCCUAUGGAAAUCCUCCUCAAAAAUCCACUGCAAUCGUGGAUACAGGAAGUGACUUGAAUUGGGUGCAAUGCUUGCCCUGCAAAUCCUGCUAUGAGACACUGAGCGCCAAAUUCGACCCCUCCAAGUCUGCAAGCUACAAAACCCUGGGCUGCGGGAGCAACUUCUGCCAAGAUCUGCCAUUCCAAUCGUGCGCCGCAAGCUGCCAGUAUGACUACAUGUAUGGAGACGGCUCCUCAACCAGUGGUGCACUGUCCACCGACGACGUCACCAUCGGCACAGGCAAAAUCCCCAACGUCGCCUUCGGCUGCGGCAACAGCAAUUUGGGCACGUUUGCAGGAGCAGGAGGCCUUGUAGGACUCGGCAAAGGUCCGUUGUCACUCGUCUCUCAACUCGGUGGAACCGCCACCAAGAAGUUCUCUUACUGUUUGGUGCCUUUAGGCAGUACCAAAACCAGCCCCCUGUACAUCGGCGACUCAACGCUUGCUGGAGGCGUGGCUUACACUCCAAUGCUAACCAACAACAACUACCCCACAUUUUACUACGCUGAAUUGCAAGGAAUCAGCGUCGAAGGCAAGGCGGUGAACUAUCCCGCAAAUACGUUCGACAUUGCCGCAACGGGGCGAGGGGGUCUGAUUCUGGACUCCGGAACAACGUUAACUUACCUUGACGUGGAUGCGUUCAACCCUAUGGUCGCGGCCCUCAAAGCAGCACUCCCGUAUCCAGAGGCAGAUGGGUCAUUCUAUGGGCUCGAGUACUGCUUCUCCACCGCCGGAGUCGCCAAUCCGACCUACCCCACUGUGGUUUUCCACUUCAACGGCGCCGACGUCGCGCUUGCACCGGACAACACCUUCAUCGCACUGGACUUCGAAGGCACGACGUGCUUGGCCAUGGCGAGCAGCACCGGCUUCAGCAUUUUCGGCAACAUCCAGCAGCUCAAUCACGUCAUUGUGCACGACCUCGUGAACAAGCGGAUCGGCUUCAAAUCCGCCAACUGCGAGACGAUCUAAGCUCGGAGAUUCCCCGCACGGAGAUUCCGUCGGUGAAAAGCCAGCCCCUCCCCGAUUCCUCCGUCGCAACGAAGGGAUGCUUCGUUCGUUCGUUUCACGGAGAAUGUUGACAUCAUUGCCGACGCUGCGGCGACGAGGUAUGAAUAUUUCGUCCGUAGACCGACGAUUCUGCUGCCACUGGGUGACGGAAACCACUAUUCCUCGUCGGUGGCGUAAGUUGACUAAUUUCGUUGUAUCAUUGAAGUACCCUCACAAUUUCGCAUGUUGUAAAAAGCUGCAUUUCGUGCUCCUUGACUACUUGUGUUGUAUAAUUUGGAUGUAAGUGAGUUGAAUGAUUUUUUAUUUUUUUAAUUUUAUGACAAUUCUAUACUGUUGUGUUUGGAUAACCUAACAAGAAGAAGGUGCUUUUAGCUCU
Molecule: messenger RNA, 2029 nt
Organism: Physcomitrium patens
Lineage: Eukaryota; Viridiplantae; Streptophyta; Bryopsida; Funariales; Funariaceae
Product: aspartic proteinase nepenthesin-2
Biological process (GO): proteolysis
Cellular component (GO): extracellular region
Molecular function (GO): aspartic-type endopeptidase activity
Source: RefSeq, a predicted model, not a curated record